This is a messenger RNA of Aspergillus aculeatinus CBS 121060, 1095 nucleotides long. Its product is annotated as oxidoreductase, short chain dehydrogenase/reductase family. Gene Ontology annotation, molecular function: oxidoreductase activity. The transcript has a single exon. Lineage: Eukaryota; Fungi; Ascomycota; Eurotiomycetes; Eurotiales; Aspergillaceae. Bases 34 to 864 code for a protein of 276 amino acids. The record is from RefSeq and is a predicted model, not a curated record.
AAGCAACCUGCCACCCAAACCAACCAACCAACCAUGAACCCAACCAACACCAUCUCCGUGAACAAGCUGGCGGGCACGCGGGUCCUAGUGAUCGGAGGGACCUCCGGGAUCGGAUUCGCGGUGGCGCGCGCAGCGCUCGAGCACGGGGCGAGCGUCUUCCUCGCCAGCUCGCAGGCCAGAAAAGUGGACGAUGCCCUCACGCGCCUGAGAACCCUGUAUCCAGACCCGGGAUCUCAAUCGCGCAUCGCCGGGGGAUGCGCCUGCAACCUCGGCGACCCCGCUACAUCGGAGACCCACGUGCGCAGCCUCCUCGAGCAGGCCACUACCACCACUUCCACCACAGGGAAAACUUUCUUAGACCAUAUCGUGUACACCGCCGGCGACGCCCUGGGGCUCAAGCCCGUGACGGACCCCACGCUGACGGUGGCCGACAUCCACGCCGCGGGGACGGUGCGCGUGCUCGGGGCCCUGAUGGUCGCCAAACAUGCCCGGAGCUACAUGCGCGUGUCGGCCCGCUCGUCGAUUACCUUCACCAGUGGGGUGAAUGGGCACAGGCCGGCGCGCGGGUGGGCGCUCGCGGCGGCGAGUGGAGGCGCGGUGGAGGGGAUGGCGCGCGGGCUGGCGGUGGAUCUGGCGCCCGUCCGUGUCAACACGGUCAGUCCUAGCGCGGUGUUGACGGAGUUGUUUGAUACCUUCGGGGAUGAGGAGGCGAAGCUGGCGGCGGUGGAGCGGUACGCCGAGGAGACGUUGGUGGGGGAGAUUGGGCGGCCGGAGGAGGUGGCGGAGGCGUAUGUUUACCUCAUGAAGGAUCGGUUUGUGACGGGGACGGUCGUGCAUUCCGAGGGGGGGAAGUUGUUGAAGUGAUUUUGUGGGGGUUGUUCAAAUGGGAGGGGCAUCUGUGUAUUCACCUUCGUAUAUUCAAACUAUUCUAACACUCUCUUGUCUUGCCGCAUAUUUAGAUCUGGGCCCGAUGGAGUGGUCAAAUGUAGACCUUGCAGUUUUGUGGAGGCAGGAAGCUGUGGCUGAAGGUGCCUCCCUGUGUAUCUGCUGCGUCAGAGCGAUGAUGAUUUGACGAGACACAUAUUGGGUCUGCAC